Gasterosteus aculeatus aculeatus (three-spined stickleback) is the source of this 4490-nucleotide messenger RNA. RefSeq names its product FERM, ARHGEF and pleckstrin domain-containing protein 1. Gene Ontology annotation, cellular component: cytoskeleton. NCBI's taxonomy places the organism in Eukaryota, Metazoa, Chordata, Actinopteri, Perciformes, Gasterosteidae. The record is from RefSeq and is a predicted model, not a curated record. Gene Ontology annotation, molecular function: cytoskeletal protein binding; guanyl-nucleotide exchange factor activity.
AGAAGGCACCGGGAGUGGAUCCCCCGCUCGGUUUUCAGUGUAAUCCCGUCUUCAGCCCGGCGCACUCUCUCUCUCACUCAGUCGUCCGCCAUGGCGACCGCGGAAAGCCUCCUCUGCGGCCCGAGCAGCUCCUGAAAACUCCACCCCGGAGCUCCCCUUUGACUUCUGGGUGUUAUUCCCGUAGCCUGCGCCGCUGGACGUGGAUGUAACUCAUACCUCCGCUCAGCCGAGGGGUGGGGGGGACACUACCUUCGUGUGGACAAACCCGCAUUCCGUGCGAACCGGUGAGCGUUGCAGUGCAGCAUGGCAGAGCCGGAGCCGAUGGCCCUCGGAGCAGGGCAGCGUCUUGGCGCCCCGGAGACUCUCGGCAUCAGUACACUGGACCCCGGGCACAGACCCCCCGCCAUGCCCUCUGGACGCCAUGUCACCAUCAGGGUCCGCAUGUUGGACGACACAGAGGAGCUCUUUGACGUGUCGCAAAAAGCCUCAGGCAAGGUGCUUUUAGACAUGGUGUGCUCCCACAUGAACCUCGUCGAAGGUGACUACUUCGGCUUGGAGUUUCAGAACCGUCAAAAGAUGAUGGUUUGGUUGGACCACGUGAAGCCCAUUAUGAAGCAGCUCCGACGACCGAAGCAGACGAUCCUUACGUUUGCUGUGAAGUUCUUUCCUCCGGACCAUGCUCAGCUACUGGAGGAGCUAACUAGGUAUCUGUUUGCACUCCAGAUCAAACAGGAUGUUUCCUGUGGACGUCUGACCUGCAAUGACACCAGUGCAGCACUGAUGGUCUCCCAUAUUAUCCAGUCUGAGAUUGGUGAUUUUGAGGAGAGUCAGUGCCGGUCACACCUCCUCAACAACAAUUACAUCCCGGAUCAAAUACCCCUCAUUGACAAGAUCAUGGAGUUUCACUCCAAAAUCAUAGGUCAAUCACCAGCAGAAUCGGACUAUCAGUUACUAGAAGUGGCUCGCAGGUUGGAGAUGUAUGGGAUUCGCCUCCACCCUGCCAAGGAUCGCGAGGGCACGAGGCUAAGCCUGGCCGUGGGGCACACCGGUGUCCUGGUCCUUCAGGGGCAUUCAAAGAUCAACGCCUUCAACUGGUCAAAAGUGCGUAAACUGAGCUUCAAAAGGAAACGUUUCCUCAUCAAGCUGAGGCCAGAUCCAAAUAGUUCACCUCAGGGCACUCUGGAGUUUCUGAUGGGCAGCAGGGACUGCUGCAAAGUCUUCUGGAAGAUCUGCGUCGAAUACCACGCCUUCUUCCGCCUCUUUGAGGAACCCAAGCCUAAGCCCAAGCCUGUGCUCUUCACACGCGGCUCGUCCUUCAGAUUCAGCGGUCGCACACAGAAGCAGGUGAUCGAUUACGUGAGGGAGUCUGAGUUUAAAAAGAUCCCGUUUGAAAGAAAACACAGCCGGGUCCAACACAACGUCCGCCUGUCGCCGCUGCCUUGUCCGCGCCCGCAGGACGUGCCAACAGAAGGUGAGUCUCCCGAGGACGGAGCGGACUCUCCUCCUCGCCGUCAUUGGAAGGAGUCUGUGUUGGUGAGUGCAGAAGACACCUCUGCCUCGAGGACGACCAGUCCGUCUCACCAGAGGAACGGCCGCGAGGACAGAGCGGGGCCCGUGUCUAUGGCCGAGGAGACGAGAGGCUCGACGCCGCCGACCCACCCGGAACGUCAGAGUACAGAAGUGGCGCCCAACAGCCCUCACCCGUCUGCGUCCUCUGGCCACUCGCUCGGCAUGGUCAACGGUCAGAGGUCACUGGAGCCGUGCGGUCACAGUCCCGACGGCCGACCGCCUUCCCCCCUGACCAGCCCGCUGCUGAACCACGCCGGCAGCGUUCGCACCGACGAAGAGGACGAGGUUCGAAGGAAGAGGUUCCCAACGGACCGGGCCUACUUUAUCGCCAAGGAGCUGUUGACCACAGAAAGGACGUAUCUGAAGGACCUGGAGGUGGUGACUGUGUCUUUCCAGAGUGCUGUAGGACAGGAUGAGGCAACUCCAGAUUCUCUGAUGAAAAACAUCCUCUGCACCUUCGAGCCUCUGCACAAGUUCCACAAAGGUUUUCUGCGAGAGGUGGAGCAGCGGCUGUCUCUGUGGGAAGGACGCUCCAAUGCUCACAUAAAAGGAGACUACCAGCGCAUUGGAGAUGUCAUGCUGAAGAACCUGCAAGGCUUAAAGCCCCUGACGGCAAACCUGCAUAAACAAUCUGAAGUCCUGUUGGAGCUGGAGAAGGCGUGCAGGGCGUCCCGCAGGUUGGAGGGUCUCUGCAGGGACUUUGAGCUGCAAAAGGUCUGCUACGUCCCGCUCAAUGUCUUCAUUCUGCGGCCUCUGCACCGCCUCAGCCAUUACAAGCAGCUCCUGGAGCGCCUGUGCAAACAUUACCCAGCUACUCAUGUGGAUUUCAGGGACUGCAGAGCUGCUCUGGCAGAUGUGUCCGAGGUGGUGGAGCAGCUCCAGGGAAGCCUCAUCAAGAUGGAGAACUUCCAGAAGCUUUUGGAGCUGAAGAAGGAUUUUAUUGGCGUUGACAAUCUUGUUGUUCCUGGUCGGGAGUUCAUCAGGUUGGGCUGCCUCAGUAAACUGUCUGGAAAAGGCCUGCAGCAAAGAAUAUUUUUCCUGUUCAACGACGUCAUUCUGUACACCAGUCGAGGGAUGAUGGCGACCAAUCAGUUCAAAGUGCACGGCCAGCUGCCGCUGCACGGCAUGACAAUCAGAGAGAGUGAAGAUGAGUGGGGGGUGCCGCACGCCUUCACGCUGGUGGGAAAGCAGCAGUCGGUGGUGGUGGCAGCGAGUUCCCUCAUAGAGAUGGAGAAGUGGAUGGACGACAUACAGGUGGCAAUAGAGAUGGCGAACACCAGCAAUGGGCCUUCAUCUGACCUUCUGACGAGCAGCCUGAUAGACAACAAACGCCCAGACGUCUCCUCGGCGGAUGCGGAGUGCGAGGACGACGUAACGGCGUCGCGCACCUCGCUGGAGAGGCCCGCCCCUCACCGUGGUAACACCAUGGUGCACGUGUGCUGGCACAGGAACACCAGUGUGUCCAUGGUGGACUUUAGCUUAGCUGUGGAGAACCAGCUGUCUGGAAACUUACUGCGGAAGUUCAAGAACAGCAACGGCUGGCAGAAGCUGUGGGUGGUCUUCACCAACUUCAGCCUGUUCUUCUACAAGUCUCACCAGGACGAGUACCCGUUGGCCAGCCUUCCUCUGCUGGGUUACUCGGUCACCAUCCCCUCGGAGACGGAGAACAUCCACAAGGAAUAUGUCUUCAAACUGCAUUUCAAGUCCCACGUCUACUAUUUCCGAUCGGAGAGCGAAUACACAUUCGAGAGGUGGAUGGAGGUCAUCCGCAGUGUCACAGUCCCCCUCGGCAGCGCUCGCAUCCUAAACAGCAGAGAGUCCCGUCCUCGCUGAGUCGGCUCUUCUCGCCUCCACACGCGCGUCCCCUCUCAGGUGGCGCGUCGGCCCUUCCUGUCCACCCGGGACUCGCUUUGCUUUUCUCUUCUACACAUAUCUGGGACAUUUGUACACGUGUCCAUGCACGUUUGGUGCUUUUAAAUGCUUUAAUGGUGACAUGUCCGCUGGUUUAGACUGCAUCAGAGACGGCAAUUUUUUUGGCAUUUUUACUCUCAACUCUGAAACCUCUUUUUAAGGAUGUCAUUUUGUACUGUUUUCUAAUAGUCUGAACUACUUCCUGUCUUCCUGGUUUUACUUUUUGUCACUGGUUGUUUUUACAGCAGGAACAUGUUGAUGUAGAUGUUCAGCAGUCCUUCAUCUUAUUGAGAAAUGCUGCUUUUAAAAUGUCCUCCAACUUCAGUGCCAAACUGGUUUAUGUCAAUGUGUCCUGGACUUUUAAAGAUGCUGUUACGUUGGGGAUGAGGAUUGUCUCCUAAUGCAGAAUGCCAUUGCAAUUUAAACCAUGUAAAAAAAAAAAAAGGCCGCCCUUUAACGCUCAAUUCACACCCGUCGCAGCACGCUGUGUUCUUGUUUAAAACAUAAGUGCUGAAAAUAUGAAUUUAUUUUGUUGGAUCAUUGACAUUGAUCCCAAAGUGGCCCGGGAGUAGCUGCCAUCAGAGUAUUGCCAUUUCAAUUCAAAUAUUUUAUUCACUGAUCUUUGUUAUAUCAAUAACUCGGACAGCUUUUUUGUUACCAGCUAAAGGUCCCCAGCAGCGGGAUGAGAAAGUGUGCGACUUAUUCACAGAAAUUGUAUCAUGAAAGUCGAUGUCAUUGAAAGCUUUAAGGUUUGUGUAAAACAAUGUAGAAACUUUCAGUUCCAAUCAGCAUUGCGCUCACUUAACUAGGCUGCCUCUUGUAUACAUAUAUACUGAUGCCAGAUCUUUUUAUGGUUCCAAAUGAAUGGAAAUAUGCAUUGGACGGGGUUUUGCAGUGAUGCAAAUGAAAUGGAAAAUCUCAGUUUAUUGCAGCUGUUUUUUUUCUUUCUUUCAGUCCACAGAGAGCUGUUUGGAAAUGAAAGCAAUAAAAGACAAAAUGAUUCAAACUGA